AAUCAGGCGGUAUCUAGUUCAGGCUAUCUCUUACCUCUCUUACGCACAUUCACUCCCACCCACGAAGCUUCCUUCCUCCUUCUUACAUAAACUAGCUCCCUCAUUCACACCGUUACAUUUCACAAACAAGAAUCACCAAACACAACUACAAAAUCAAAAUUUCGGAAUCCAGCUGAUUGAUCAUAUCAUUGCGACAAUGACGGAGGAGGUUUCGUGUUGUCCGCCAAUCUCUUGUCGAUUCGUUCUGGAAAGGUAUUAUCUGGGAUCGAUUUCUUCCUAUUAGGUUUGUUGUUGCUGUUGUGAUAUAGUUGGAUGUCAUUGGAGAAAGGAGUAAAAUUUCAGUUUCAAUGUAUAUUUCACGGAUUGGUUUGAGUCGGAGUUUCCCGCCGCUUUCUGGGGGAUAUAGUGAAAUUCUAGGGUUUAGGGUUGGACAUCGUCUUUCUCUAGCGUCUUCUCCAACACUGCAAUCAGGAGAUUGACAAAUUCAAAUCAGACUCGGUUUUUGUGAAAUGAAAGGCUCGAUUCUCACUGUUUUGUCAAUGGAGAAUCAUCAUCAUCAUCACCCUUCAACGCACUUAUCCAUGGAUUCCAGUGUCUCCUCCUCUCACGAAGAACUCGAUCUCGAGAUGAUGAACAACGGUAACCGCCAAAUCACUCUUUACAAUCCACCAGACAUCAACCUCCCCUUGUCCGUAGGAAGAACCUCCAUGUCGUGGAACUUGGAUUCCUGCGACAACAUUUUAGACGUUGGCCUCAGCCCGCAUGUCUACGAGACCACCGAGACGUUCCUCAACGUGGUGGCUCCCAGUAAAGUCAGUAAAAAAUGCUUGAAACGAGGAGAUAGCAUGUGGGGAGCUUGGUUCUUCUUCAGCUUCUACUUCAGACCGGCGCUGAACGACAAGUCAAAGUCAAAGGUCGUUAGAGAAGCUGGAGGGUGUUUUACAGGGUUUGAUAAAUCUGAUCUCAAGCUCGACGUGUUUCUCGUUCAGCACGAUAUGGAGAACAUGUACAUGUGGGCUUUUAAGGAUAAGCCCGAGAACGCGCUCGGUAAAAUGCAGCUGAGGAGCUACAUGAACGGGCACUCACGUCAGGGCGAGCGUCCGUUUCCCUUUAGCGCGGAGAGAGGGUUUGUUCGGUCCCACAGGAUGCAGAGGAAGCAUUACAGAGGGCUCUCUAACCCCCAGUGUCUUCACGGGAUCGAGUUUGUGGCGUCGCCGAGUCUCUUGUGCGUUAGUGAAGAAGAUAAGAAGAGGUGGAUGGAGCUGACUGGUCGAGAUUUGAAGUUCACUAUCCCUCCUGAUGCUAGUGAUUUCGGCUCGUGGAGAAACCUUCCCAACACGGAGUUUGAGCUGCCUCAUGUUGCGAAACCCGGUUUGAGUAACGGCAAGAAGAUACUUAAUGGUUCGGGAUUGCAUUUGACGAGCAACGCUUCUUUCAGCAGCAAUGGUGACUCGUCAGAAGGAGGGAACAACAGUAAGAAGAGGAAAGAGUUCUUAUCUCCGGGAAGCAGCGAAGAAGAAUGUUGCUUGACUGUUAACAACGUCGAGACCCACCAGCCUGGUUGGGUAAAGGACUUCACUGGAGUGAUGAAGAACGUUCACGGGCCCGCGACUGCGGCCAAGACCAUCUAUGAAGACGAAGAAGCUUACCUGGUCGUGGUAACUUUACCGUUUGUGGAUUUGAACAGCGUGAAGGUCUCAUGGAGGAACAGCAUCACGAACGGAAUCGUCAAGGUCACGGGGUCAAGCACGUCGAGUGCUCCUUUGGUGAAGAGGAGGGAGCGUACUUUCAAGCUGGUUGAUCAGACGGCUGAGCAUUGUCCUCCGGGGGAGUUCAUGAGGGAGAUACAGUUGCCGAGUCGGAUUCCGGAAGAAGCAAACAUCGAAGCGUAUUUUGAUGGGACAGGACCGGUUCUAGAGAUCCUGGUGCCGAAGCUGAGGGGAGGAGUGGAGGAAGAACACGAGGUUAGGGUUUGUCUAAGGCCACACCACCUCGGAGGGGUUAGUGAGCUUAAGUUGACGUGAUGAAAAGGUGUAACAUGUUUUUUUAUGCAUUUUGUACAUUGGGAAAAUAAGCCAAGCAAGUGCAAAUCCCAAGUAACCUAUUGAAAAUUUCUUUUAUUUCUUUUUGGUGUCAGUGUAACUUUUUCACUUAUAUUUUCUUAUGAUCAGUAACCUUGUUGUCA
Messenger RNA from Brassica napus (rape), 2185 nucleotides. RefSeq lists its product as uncharacterized. The coding region runs from base 510 to 2024 and encodes 504 amino acids. NCBI's taxonomy places the organism in Eukaryota, Viridiplantae, Streptophyta, Magnoliopsida, Brassicales, Brassicaceae. The record is from RefSeq and is a predicted model, not a curated record. The transcript has a single exon.